CAGUAAGACUUCUGGUCCCCCGACGUUGCUCCCCGAAGAGGAGCUGCACGUCCGUCAUCGUGUCGUGUCGACCGGGCGACGUUCCACAAAUCUCAAGAUCCUCUACAUUAUAAAGAUAAUAAAAACUACGCAACGAAAUAUAAACUGGAGAAACCGGGGGGGAGUUUUAUCGUCUGAAUAGUUCGCAUUUGACCCUGGUACAAGUGUCUUUCGGUUCGGACGAAUUGAACAGCAAUAGCACUACCGAGGAGGAAAAAGAUUUCGAAUUAAAAAAAAACGCGCGCGCGCCCGCGCGUGUGCGUGUGUGUGUGUGUGUGUGGUCUUUGAAAGUACUCGAAUACAAAGGAAACGGAGAACGAUUUGUGAACGAGCCGGACAUUUUGGAUACCGUCUCGAAUUACUCGGGUGAACAAAAGAGAGGAGGAGGACAACGCUUGGUUGCCGACCGGUAGAAACGGGCAAGCUAGCUGUCCCGAGCGCUUAAACUCUUUUUUUACGAGCGUGUAUUUUCGCUGGUGCCGGUUUUCGCUCGGUUCGUUCCUCGCGAUCAGUCGCGCAGUCAAACUCUGCUGCUUUACGUGAAAGUUAAGCUGCCGGGAAUCCUCGAUCGAGGCAAAAAGAGAGCGCGAGGGAGGAAGGAACAAGGGCCAGAGAUGACACAACCGCGAGUGAACGAGCAGCGACUCGGUGAACUUUGAAACGAGUCUCCUAGAGACGGAAGUUUGGACAGCGCACCAGUGUGCCGGUCGAAUCGCCGGCAUCGACGACUUUGAGUUUCGGCUCUUUUUUAACACACCGAGUCAGCUCGACGACGACGUCGUCGUGACGCCAAUUUUUUCAUCGAUUCGACAGUUUCAACCAAUUCCAAAUUCUCCCCGGUUUAUUAAAAUAUCUAAAAUAUUAUUCUCGAUCUGUCAAAAGUUAAAUGGUUUUCCGUUAAGAAGCGAGCUCGCGACUCGGACCAAAGUUACGACAGAGCGCGUGUGUCUCAGCGAAUACGAAUUCAUCCGUUGGCCUCAGCUGCAGCUACGCUUCUCGCCAAGUGCCUCGUCGCCCGUGUACAACGAAAAAUAUCGAGUGAAUACUCUUCUCACCGGUUCUUAUAGCAACGUUACACAUUACCGAUCCGAGCCAAGUUUUUUUUUCACCGGAUAGCGACGAGAUCUUGAAAAAGACAGCGAGAGAGAGAGAGGGAGAGAGAGAGAGAGAGGGAGAGUGCGCAAGCGUUGAAAAGGAUAGCGACGGGGUGUACAUUCUGAUUCCGUCAUUCCGAGUGCGACCGAGACCGGAGGAAGGACACCGCGGGUUGGAACAAGCCAAAGCUACAUCCUCAUCCAUCGUAUUCCGUAACUGCUCCCUCUUUCUCUCCCUCCCUUUGUUUCCUUCGUUGAACUCCUGAGCGAAUCUAACCGCUGCCCGGUCGUCCCCGUCCCAUCGUGUGCCGUCGAUCAGCCGGUCGCGAUCACUAGCCAAAGUGCGGAAGAACAAAAAAAAGCGAACGAACGAAUUUUUUUGGCUGAUGAAAUUGCGCUACGCGGAGAUACCCGAAGCGACACGCUUGCCCGCAGCACACACGCACACGGCACUCGAGAAUCUUUCAAGAGUUUUUAAACACAAAGGCACACACGGAGAUAGAUUCCCCUCGCUCGAGUUCUCGACGGAUUCGACACAAAGAGCAGCAGUAUCGGAAGGGGAGAAAGAUAAACUGUUUUAUCGACGUCGCGAGUGAGAAUUCGGCCGUUGCUGGGGCUGGCGCUGCUGAGGCAACGAGAGCUCACUUUGUCCCACCCGACGACUGCCGGAGCUCUCUCUCUCUCCCUCCUCGUUCGAGCUGGGAGUCCGCUGGCUGACACGAGGACGGAAAAGUCGUCCGCUUCGUUCCACUCUCUUCGCCAAUCGUAAGGGCGUUUCAGCACACACGAGGACUCUCGAUCGAGUCGUACAUCAUUCGCGAUAUUUUCUCCACUCGAUAUAAGUGAAAUUGAACAAACGGCGCCUCGAGUUUUCGCCGAGAUUCGGGAUUUUAAACGAGUGAAGAUACCUCGCCGGUAACGGUAUCAAGCGGUCCGAAAACCGGUGGCGGCUCCCGAGUAACCAGCGAACAAAACGAGAGAGCGCCCGAAAAAAAACGUGUCGAAUCGUUGCGCGUGGAAUCUUUUUCGACGUCGUGACGCGAGAUCCUCUCAAGCGGAAAGUAACCCGACGUCCACAAUGUGACCUUGAGCAAACUUAACGAAAGGUUCCACAAGAUUUUCGAGUACAGAUAAGAAAUUGCGCUCGAAAGAAACGAUGACUUAUCGAUAAACAGUCAUCGCCGAAUUGGCUUUACGGGAGAGCCCCUCGCAACGAGCCGACAACCUACUGUCUCUCCAUCUUUUUUCCCUUCGGAUUGUUCGCAAAUUCGUCUAUUUUAAACUCGCCGCAAACUCGCGCCCGCCUCGUUGCUUCCGUCCCGGAAAGUAAGACCUCGGAAUAAUCGCGAGAAGUUCGCCUCCCGGAGGAUUACGUCAAAGAAGGAGGUGUUGCCAGUGAAAUUUUCGAGUUUCUCAUUCCCCUGGAGUGUCGGUGGUGUUGCCCAAAGUUGAACACGUCGCAGCGACGUUUUGCCGGUCGGAAGUGUCAGUGUUUCGGUGUCACCGCGAUUUUCGUCGCAUCGAUAAAAAGUAAGCGAAGAGCUCUCGCGCGGUCAGUUGCCAUUCGAACGAGUGUCGGUGUGUCGUAUCUACUGAAAACUGUGUCCGCGACGGAUCGUCGAUUACGACCUUGAAAAGAACGCGUUGGCGCUGAGCUCUCGGUCGGCUCGUGCACCUCGAAAGUUCGCCGCUGGGUAAGAGCCCUCCUCGCGCCACUGGGAAAAGCCGGUUCGCCAAUAAAAAAUAAUAAAAGCAAUUGAAGAGGGAUCGCGAUACUCGUCGCAUUAUCCGCGUGAGCGAACGGGGCUUCGUUCGCGAGAUUUUUCACGAGGGAUCUCGCGCGCGCUCGCCAGAAAUCCACGGAACUCGCAAAAACUGCGGAGGUGGGGGAUCGCGAGUUUGACAAGAGAGAAAGAGAGAUAAUUGAAGUGGGAAGGAAAAGCGUGUGUCGUCUCGCUCCGGGAUCGCAAACGCGAUUUUGUGCUUGCGCGAGAAUCGAGUGAAGCGAGAUGAGAGGCGAGCGCGCGAGAGAGCGAGAACUCGCCGCAUAAUUCCCCCCGUGGCUCUGCGGAUGGAAGAGAGUACGCGGUCGUGCCGCGAGGAAUUGUGCGUACCCGCCUUUUCGAAACCGGUUUCGUUCGGCUCCGUGAAACUCGCGGGCCCUCCAACCGCGUUUACAUAGCUCGUCCACGUUGCGGGAAGCCCGUUGAGGUCCGAUAAAACAAGAGGCAGAAGCAGAAGAAUCGCGGAAUGGAAUGAGGCGAGAAAGAGAGUACACGAAAGGGGAGAAAAAUCGUGAAAAUAGUGCGCAAUGAUUGCGGAGAGAAAAAGAAGGACGUAGCGUCGAUCGGAGAGUGGCACGCGGGCGCGCAGAUCGCACACCCACGUACGCCGAGGAUCCGUGGCGAAUAGCUUGCAAAAUUGUUCACGUACUCCUGCGAUUAAUAAACGAAGGCUAACCGGACCGAGCCGGUGGAUCGAGGCUCGUAUUUUUCGGCCGGCGCGCCUGUAGUCUCACCGUUCGGAGUUUGAACGGGAGAAUAAAAUUUGCGGGCCGCGGAUGGGCGAGCGGGGGAGCCAAGGAUCCGCAAUCCCGCAGAAAACAGUUUUUUUCUUCCUUCGGAAAGAAUCCUCCUCGACAAAUAAUUGCGUAAGUUCGAGCGGCGAGAGCGCUCGACGAUCGAAUAUAAAAUGACGGUGAAAUUGGCCGGCAGCCCGAGCGAGGAGCGCGAUCAAUUUGACAGUGUUCAGCGCAGCGUUGAUCGAUGCAAAACCUAAUAAGGGGAGAAGAAGAGCGCGAGGGAGAAACUGGUGUUCGCCGGUUCCGAGUCCACGGACACUAAUUGCGAGGGGCUUAAGAGAAACAUUGAAUUUGAUAAUCUGAUGAUAAGUCGAACAGAAUCGGGAAGUGAUGAAGCAGGUGGGGAAUUCACCGGGAGCCGGUCAGGUUGCGCAGCCGGUAGUAUUGUACGGGAGGUUGAGACACGAGGAGGACUAUCGCGACAGCCGUAACGCGCUCGAGAGCGAAGUAUCGGGCCAGCGGAAGUCGUCGUCGGUGGUGCCGAGCGGGGAAGACGCGGCGACCGGUGAAUCUGCGAGGGCGUUAAAUCGCCAGCAGGAUUUGAAGCAGCAGCAGCAGCAGCAGCGUUCGGUAAAGAGCGAGGAAAAUGAGCCGAAACCAGGGGCGCUCGUCGGGCUCGGAGUCGGUAGCAAAUUGUCGCCGGCAAUGUCCCGAAUGUUGGCCGUAGACGCGGACAAUUACAUGCUUCGGAAGGGUUUGAGCGGGGCCGGUGGCACCACGAGCAACGGGCUCGUCCCGGCCUCCGUUGGCAUAAGCGCUUCGGCGGGGAAUCUCGAAACGAUUGCCGCCGGCGUUACCAUCGGCACGACGACCUCGUUGACGGCUGGUGUGCCGAGCGCCAACAACCCGGGCUCGGCCGCGAGCGUCUCGAUCUUGGGGAGCAUCAGCGAGAGGGCGAUCAACCACACGAACAAUGUCAAUAACAACAACCACAAUCACAACAACAAUAAUAACAACAAUACGAGCAGCAACAACAACAUAAACAAUGGCAACGGGAACAAUCAACCGCGCUCGAUAUCCCGGUGCUACGGCUUCGCCAUCGGCAAGCAACAGCCCCACUUGGCCUUGAACGAAAGUUACUUCGCGCCGGAUUCUCCCCCGGGACAGGCCGGCGCCACUUCCGCUUUCGUUGCCUCGAACGAGUCUCUCUACGCUCAUAAAAACGGCGUUGGCAACACCGGCGGCAAUCAGCCCGCCGCCGCUCAAACUCUCAUCGCGAACGAGAGCAACUUGCUGCUGCUGCGCCGUCAGCAGGAGCACAACCCCGCGAGCCUGCGGCUCUCGGUGCCCCCGGCCUCGAGCAACUCGAGUCCGAAGCAAACAAACGAGGAGAAAAAUCGAGCCCAGGUCAACCUGAGUAACGGCUCGUCGACGGCUCAGAAUCCCCGAUGCUACAGUUCCACUGCCCCGGCUCCGGGGCCCGCUCUCCAUCCUCACAGUCCCGCCGAGACCGACGCCGACAACGCCGAUGUCGAAACGAGCGGGAAAAACUCGUGCCUCGUUUCCUGCGCGAGACCCUUGUCCUUCCACCGGCACAUGUGCUUCUGCACCGGCACCCCGAACCAACUUAAAGUAAACUCGUGUCGCACCGAUCCUCCUCUCAGUGCCGAGACGAAAUCGGGCCUCGAUAAAACACACGACGAUUCCAAUCCCCGCACGGCUCACGCCGCCGCCAGCGCCCUUCAACACACUCAGGAUAAAUUGAACAAACUGAAAACACCGGCUACCGAGAUCACUCGUAAUCUUAAUGCUAAUGUUGAUCAUUGUAAUUCGGGGGGGUUUGUCAAGAGUCGAUACACCGCCGCCACCGCCGUUCCGGGAUCCCUCAAUGACGUUGAACCGUCCUCCGUCGCUGUUCAAAAAACAAGCUAUUCUAACUCGAGUUUGUGUUGUUGUAUGUGCGGAUCUCUAUGCCCUGCAGAGUGUCACGCCUGCUUUCAUCACGUUUGCGCCGAGUUCAGCGGUCAACAUCUCUGCCAAUGGAGCUCCAAGGGGCACGCUUUGCCGGGCCAGGUCUUUGACAAGGAAAAGCCUGUCAGUGAGUGGACAUCCCUGAAUGUGGUCGAAUGGAUGUCGGCCCUAAACCUAUAUCGCUAUGCAGAUGUAUUCAAGUCAAAGGACAUCAAGGGCAGCGAUCUGCCUCACUUGGAUCGAGAGAAGCUCAUGAAUAUGGGAAUAAAGGAUGAGUUUCAUCAGAAGAAUAUAUUGGUGUGCAUCGAGGAGCUGUGUCAUCCGUCGACGUCCUCGUCGACCUCGACAUCGCCAACGUUACCGGGGAGCGAUGCUUCAAUCGUUAAAUCAUUUAGCUCGGUGAUCGGGGGUGAAAUAACGAAUUUGCCGACGGGUAGUAGCGGUGCUCUCGGCGGUGGUUCAACAUCAACGGUCAGCGCUGCUGCUGCUAUUCUCGCGAACUCGUCGUCCAACAAUACAGCCCCUCCGUUGCCGCCGCCAGUCCUCAACUCGCACAAUCUCGUGGCCCACAGUUUUAGUGUAUUAGAAAGAUGCGACAAGUGCCACAAAUAUCUCAGGGGCCUCUUGCACCAAGGAUUUCUCUGUCAAGAUUGCGGGUUGGUCGCCCACAGGACGUGCUCCGCUACGGGCUUGCCUGCGGCUUGUGUACCAUCCGAUCUGGAGACGAGACACAAUCGAUUCACGUCGGUUUUUGGAUUGGCUCUAUGCUCCCAGUUCGAUACCUCGACGCGAAAAGCUCCACUUCUCGUCGAACGUUGCGUCCGCGCGUUGGAGGAAAGAGCUUACAUGGAUGUAACUCUUGAUCUGUACAAAGUCUAUCAUAAUAGUCCACCUAACGAGCAAACGAUCGAGCUUCGUGAGGAGCUUAAUCACGAUGUUUGCAACGCUGAUCUCACUCCGUACAGUCCUCAAUGCAUAGCAAGUGCGUUGAAAAAAUUCCUACGCGAAUUACCCGAUCCCGUGAUUCCUGUCCAGUGGUACGAUAGAUUUUUAGAAGCUUCCAAUCUCCGAGGUGACGAACAGUGCGCGGCAAGACUCGCGCAAUUGGUGGCCGAACUACCGGAACAUCAUAGAUCCACGCUGUAUUAUUUAAUGGCUCACUUUUGUCGAAUUUGCCAAUUGCAACAUGCAAGAGAUUACACUGAACCACCGACCAUUCUCAUUCAAGUACUGUGCCACAUAUUCCUCCGGCCUCCCUGGGAAAGAAUUAUUCAAGUUGUUCACAACACGGAGGCUCACAUUCGCAUAAUGGAAUUGCUCCUGCUCCACGGUAAUUGGAACGAGAGACUGCCGGAAUUUGCGAGCGCUCCCCAGCUACCCCCGAGAAAAGUUUCGAGGCCUCAAUUUCCCGUCCUUGAUCACUUUACGAGUCUGGAGGAGGACGCGCUAACCGCCAACGAGCGCAAAAUGAAUCCGGAUAGCAACAAGGAACAACCGCACAGGCCUCGAACCCUGCAAGAAGCGGAAUGGUACUGGGGCGACAUAACGCGGGACGAUGUUAACGAAAUGAUGAUCGAUUCUCCCGAUGGAACUUUCCUCGUCAGGAACGCCUCUUCGAAAGGUGGCGAAUACACGUUAACUUUGCGGAAAGGUGGCACCAACAAACUCAUAAAGAUCUGUCACAGAAACGGCAAAUACGGUUUCUCCGAACCUUACGACUUUCAUUCUGUCAUCGACCUCGUCGAUUAUUAUCGCAAUUGCUCGCUCGACCAUUACAAUUCGAUUCUCGACAUUAAAUUGCUCUAUCCGGUCUCACGAUUCCAGCAGGAUGACGAGAUCGCGAGUACGACUGACACGGCGAACGUUUUCAAAAAAUACGUCGAGCUCGACAAGGAAAUGACGGAUAAGUUGAGACAGUGGCAAGAAUGCUCCGAAAUUUAUGGUAGAACUUCAUACGAGGUUCAACUUAAGCGACAAGCGCUCGAAGCUUUUUCCGAGGCUAUCAAAAUGUUUGAGGACCAGAUGAAGCUCCAAGAGCUUUAUCACAAAGAGGCACAACCUCACGAGAUAUCGACUCUGACCGAUAACGCCGAAUUGCUGAAGAAUCGAUUAAAGUCGCUCGAAGAUAGUAAGGAACAACUUGACGACAGUCUCCGUCAACAGAUCGCUUACAACAGAACUCUCGAGCGAGAGAUGCACAAACUGAAGCCCGAGCUUAUGCAGAUUGUCAAACAGAAAGACAAGCACUUGCAUUGGCUGAGAAAACACGGGAUUAAUCAGACUAAGAUAAAUCUCAUGUUGAACAACGUGCUUCCAAAUCCCACUGUCGGCGAUCUCGUUCUAACUGAUCUUCAAGAACUCGAUCUGGAAGUUCAUUCCGAUGAGAAAACGUGGCUCUAUCUUGAGGGCUCCCGAUCCGACGCUGACAGAAUUCUUGCUGGACAAUCCGACGGCACUUUUCUUGUCAGGCGCUCUCGAACAGGCCAAUAUGCUCUUUCUAUCAUGUGCAACGGUACGGUGAACCACUGUAUAAUAUAUGCGACUGAGCGGGGUUACGGUUUUGCCGAACCUUACAAUAUCCACGAGUCCCUGAAGCAUUUGGUGCUCCAUUAUGCUCAAAAUUCAUUAGAGGAGCACAACGAGAGUUUGAAUACGACCCUGGCGUAUCCGGCGUUCGCUCCACCUUCGGCGCUGGCCCAGCUACAGGCUCAGCAUCUCCGAAUACAGGGACAGAAUCAGGCUCAGUUCGUGUCGAAUACGCGUACGAUUGUUUGAUCAUCCAUCAGCAGCAUGUGCCAGCCACAAGUUUACGUUUAAUUAUAAAUAUUUGAGCGGCGAGCGUGGGCCUCUCGACAAUUUCGUCAGUGAGUCCGUCCUCUGUUUAGGAGAUCACCGAUGAGCCAGAUGAGGAAUCAACAUCCAAUAUAAAUUGGAACAAUUAUUGCUGUCGGACGAAGGGGAUCCGAUUGGCGUGUGAUUUUAUUCCUUAUUUUCAAGUAUAAGGAAGAAGAGAAACGAGCGGUAGUGAGCCGGUCGCGAAUAAUCGAGCGAGCGCGCGCUCUUACGUUUGGAGUGUCGCGUCGUUUCUAAACGCGAAACACCGACCAAUUCAUUCAUUUUUUCUCGUGGCGUAAACACACGAGAGACAUUUUUUCACGGUGGAAAACCGUCGAGACGAAUAGCCGAAUGUGAGCUCGCGAAAUAAGUACACGCGCGCGCGUGCACACGACACACAACACACACUCACAUAUACGUAAGCAUAAAGGAUCAUUCUCCAUCGCCAUCACUUCGUUAUAUCAAACGGUACAACGAAUUUUCUCGAUGUCUAGAGGAGCUAUUAUUUCUACGUAUAGAAUUUACUAAGGAAACAAGUGAGAAAAGGAGAUAGAAAACAAACGAAAAUAACAAACAAUUUAACAAAAGUAAAAUAAACGAGAGAAACAAAAAAAACAAUUAUGAAAUUAAGGCUUUGUAAGUCUUUAGGCUCGCGUGCGCGCGUGACCGAACGAACACGCCAAGUGAGUUACAUAGAAUAACUGUCUGUGAUUUUGGAUCGAUAGGACGAACGAUAGUGUUUCUAAUUUCUUUAUCUUUUUUCUUCUUUUUUUUUUAUAUGUAAUUCUUCCACAUUUAUAAUCUCUACUUGUUCGUUUCUUGUCAUUUUUCUUCGAAACUCGUUCUACGUUUCUCCUUUUUAUAAAUAUCUAGUUGGAUAUAUUCCAUAAAUAUAUAUAUAUAUAUAUAAAAAUACAUAUAUAUAAAUAGGCAUAUAUAUCGCGUGUGCGCGGCCGGGCGUAGAGCGCCCGUGCCCGAGUGCGAGAGAGAGAGAGAGAGAGAGAGGAAGAAAUAGUGUGCGAGAAUGAUGAUGGGAGUGACAAACGGUAAAGUCGCAAAUGAUUCGUUUCAAAGAUUAAUUGUCGGAUUAUAUAUUGUUACGAGAAAGAGAGAAAGGCGGAGAUUGGCGAGAGAAAACUUGGUGUAAUUGUCGAGUAGCCCGUGAAGCAUGCUGCGGGCACGAAAAUUUUCAAAAUCGAGCAAAUCUGUAAACUGAA
Messenger RNA from Venturia canescens, 9677 nucleotides. It is a transcript of the gene Pi3K21B, whose product is annotated as phosphatidylinositol 3-kinase regulatory subunit alpha. Bases 4045 to 8400 code for a protein of 1451 amino acids. Lineage: Eukaryota; Metazoa; Arthropoda; Insecta; Hymenoptera; Ichneumonidae. Gene Ontology annotation, biological process: phosphatidylinositol phosphate biosynthetic process; regulation of GTPase activity; insulin receptor signaling pathway. The transcript is spliced from 13 exons. Gene Ontology annotation, cellular component: phosphatidylinositol 3-kinase complex. Gene Ontology annotation, molecular function: GTPase activator activity; 1-phosphatidylinositol-3-kinase regulator activity; protein binding. The record is from RefSeq and is a predicted model, not a curated record.